Molecule: messenger RNA, 4328 nt
Organism: Anolis sagrei ordinatus
Lineage: Eukaryota; Metazoa; Chordata; Lepidosauria; Squamata; Anolidae
Gene: ATP8A1
Product: ATPase phospholipid transporting 8A1
Biological process (GO): phospholipid translocation
Cellular component (GO): plasma membrane
Molecular function (GO): magnesium ion binding; ATP binding; ATP hydrolysis activity
Source: RefSeq, a predicted model, not a curated record
GAGGAGGAGCGCGCGAGAGUCUCGCUGGAGCUCGUGCGCCGGCUGUCAGUUGGCCCAAAGGGCGGUGAGGAGGGUGACUGCGUCGCGCGCCUCUGAGGCCCCACAAUUUGGAUAAUUUCUCUUCUUGUUGGGUUUUUUUUUUCUUUUUUGGGGUGGAACCUCAGUGGGAGAGGUUCCCUUCCCGGCUGAGGGCGCUUCUCGCUGAGGCGACAUGCCGGCGGUGCAGAAAACAGUGUCCGAGCUGCGCUCCAGGGCCGAGGGAUAUGAAAAGACAGAUGAUGUUUCAGAGAAGACUUCAUUAGCUGAUCAGGAGGAAGUGAGAACGAUAUUUAUAAAUCAACCACAAUUCUCUAAAUUUUGUAACAAUCAUGUCAGCACUGCAAAAUACAACUUAAUCACAUUCCUGCCGAGGUUCCUCUAUUCCCAGUUCAGAAGAGCUGCUAAUGCCUUUUUUCUUUUCAUUGCAUUGCUUCAGCAAAUUCCAGAUGUUUCUCCAACGGGACGUUACACAACCUUGGUUCCUCUGUUAUUUAUUUUAGUAGUAGCAGCAGUUAAAGAAAUAAUAGAAGAUGUUAAAAGGCAUAAAGCUGAUAACGUUGUGAACAAGAAGCAGAUACAAGUAUUGAGAAAUGGAGCUUGGGAAAUUGUUCACUGGGAAAAGGUAGAUGUUGGAGAUAUAGUGUUAAUAAAAGGGAAAGAAUAUAUACCAGCUGACACUGUACUUCUCUCAUCAAGUGAACCACAAGCAAUGUGCUACAUUGAAACAUCAAAUUUAGAUGGUGAAACUAAUCUAAAAAUAAGACAGGGCUUGCCAUUGACAUCUGAUGUGAAGGACAUUGAUAGCUUGGUGGGACUUUCAGGAAGAAUUGAAUGUGAAAGUCCCAACAGACAUCUCUAUGACUUUGUUGGAAAUAUCCGACUAGAAGGACAUGGAACUGUUCCUCUGGGACCUGAUCAAAUUCUUCUGCGUGGAGCUCAGUUAAGAAAUACACAGUGGGUUCAUGGUAUAGUUGUCUACACAGGGCAUGAUACAAAGCUCAUGCAGAAUUCAACAAGCCCACCUCUUAAACUAUCAAAUGUGGAAAGAAUUACAAAUAUCCAAAUUCUGUUUUUGUUCUGCAUUCUUAUUGCUAUAUCUUUGAUUUGUUCCAUUGGGUCAGCUAUAUGGAAUCAAAAACAUGAGGAGAGGGACUGGUAUAUCAAUCUAAACUAUGCUGGUGCUAAUAAUUUUGGACUGAAUUUCUUGACGUUUAUCAUUCUUUUCAAUAAUCUAAUUCCAAUCAGUUUGUUGGUCACACUGGAAGUUGUGAAAUUUAUCCAAGCAUAUUUCAUAAACUGGGAUAUUGACAUGCAUUAUGAACCUACAGACACUGCUGCAAUGGCUCGCACGUCAAACCUCAAUGAAGAACUUGGUCAGGUCAAAUACAUAUUUUCUGACAAGACUGGCACCCUGACGUGCAAUGUAAUGCAAUUCAAGAAGUGUACUAUUGCAGGAAUAGCCUAUGGCCAUUCUCCUGAAUCAGAGGAUGAUGGCUCUCCUGCAGAUGACUGGCAGAGUACACAAACCAAAGAAGAAAAAAUAUUUAAUGACCCAUCAUUGCUAGAAAACCUCCAAAAUAAACAUCCAACUGCACCAAUCAUUUGUGAAUUUCUGACAAUGAUGGCAGUGUGCCAUACAGCAGUUCCAGAAAGAGAAGAUGAUAAAAUAAUUUAUCAGGCAUCAUCACCAGAUGAGGGGGCUUUGGUUAGAGCGGCCAAACAUCUUCAUUUUGUUUUCACCGGAAGAACACCCAACUCUGUAAUUAUAGAAUCUCUUGGACAGGAAGAAAGAUAUGAAUUGCUGAAUGUGCUAGAAUUCACAAGUUCAAGAAAAAGAAUGUCUGUCAUUGUCCGCACACCAUCAGGAAAAUUAAGACUGUACUGCAAAGGGGCUGACAGCGUAAUUUACGAUCGCCUGGCUGAAAAUUCAAGAUACACAGACAUCACCUUGAAACAUUUGGAACUCUUUGCUACUGAAGGCCUGAGAACACUGUGUUUUGCUGUAGCUGAAAUUUCAGAAAGUGAUUAUCAAGAAUGGCGAAACAUCUAUGAAAGAGCUUCAACUUCUGUGCAGAAUAGAACACUAAAACUUGAAGAAAGUUAUGAACUAAUUGAAAAAAAUCUCCAGUUACUUGGAGCUACAGCCAUAGAAGAUAAGUUACAAGACCAAGUGCCUGAAACUAUAGAAACUCUUAUGAAAGCAGAUAUCAAAAUUUGGAUCCUUACUGGAGAUAAGCAAGAAACUGCUAUUAAUAUAGGACACUCAUGUAAACUCUUGAGAAAAAACAUGGGGCUACUUGUCAUAAAUGAAGGUUCUCUUGAUGCAACAAGAGAGACAUUAAGCCAUCACUGCAGCACUCUCGGUGAUGCUUUGAAAAAGGAAAAUGAUUUUGCUCUUAUUAUUGAUGGCAAAACAUUGAAAUAUGCCUUGACAUUUGGUGUAAGACAAUAUUUUCUGGACUUGGCUCUGUCAUGUAAAGCUGUUAUUUGUUGCAGGGUUUCACCUCUUCAGAAAUCUGAAGUUGUAGAAAUGGUUAAAAAACAAGUAAAAGUAGUAACAUUGGCCAUUGGUGAUGGAGCAAAUGAUGUCAGUAUGAUACAAACAGCACAUGUUGGUGUUGGUAUAAGUGGAAAUGAAGGGCUACAAGCAGCUAAUUCUUCAGAUUAUUCAAUAGCUCAGUUCAAGUAUUUGAAGAAUUUACUUUUGGUCCACGGUGCCUGGAACUACAGUAGAAUUGCUAAAUGCAUCUUAUACUGCUUCUACAAGAAUAUUGUCCUUUACAUUAUUGAGAUAUGGUUUGCAUUUGUAAAUGGAUUUUCUGGGCAAAUUCUAUUUGAAAGGUGGUGCAUAGGUCUUUAUAAUGUGAUGUUUACAGCAAUGCCUCCGUUGACACUUGGAAUAUUUGAAAGAUCCUGCCGCAAAGAAAAUAUGUUAAAAUAUCCUGAAUUAUACAAGACUUCUCAAAAUGCCCUGGAUUUUAAUUCAAAGGUUUUCUGGGUUCAUUGUUUAAAUGGCCUUUUCCAUUCAGUAAUUCUGUUUUGGUUUCCACUAAAAGCCAUCCAGUAUGAUACUGUAUUUGCCAGUGGUAAAACUUCAGACUACUUGCUUUUGGGAAACACAGUAUAUACAUUUGUAGUAAUAACAGUAUGUUUAAAAGCUGGAUUAGAAACUUCAUAUUGGACUUUGUUUAGCCAUGUAGCUAUCUGGGGCAGCAUUGUGCUAUGGGUGGUAUUUUUUGGAAUCUACUCUUCUUUAUGGCCUCUUAUUCCUAUGGCACCUGAUAUGUCUGGGGAGGCAGUUAUGAUGUUCAGCUCUGGUGUCUUCUGGAUGGGCUUAUUAAGUAUUCCUUUGACAGCCUUAGUCUUCGAUGUAGCAUAUAAAGUAGUGAAGAGAGCAGCAUUUAAGACACUGGUUGAUGAAGUUCAAGAGUUGGAAGCACAGCUACAAGAUCCAGGAGCUGUAGUUCAUGGGAAAAGCUUAACUGAACGAGCACAGCUACUAAAAAAUGUCUUUAAGAAGAACCAUGUCAACUUAUACCACUCUGAAUCGCUGCAGCAAAAUUUGUUGCAUGGUUAUGCUUUCUCUCAAGAUGAAAAUGGGAUUGUUUCACAGUCUGAAGUCAUAAGAGCCUAUGACACUACAAAGCAGAGGCCUGAUGAAUGGUGAAGAACUGUGUUACAGAGGCCUAAUAUUUGCCAUAGUACGGCAAACUAAUAUAUUUUCUGGGUCUGCUAACAAGGUCCAGUAACAGAAAUUAGAGGAAGAUGUAUGUUAUUGCUCUUAUUCCCUGAAGUUUGAGUUCACACAUUGAGUAGACAUAAGCACUGUGCAAAUAUACUGUAAUACACCAUCUCUAAAUUUUCAACAAGUGUUACUUGGAUUUUGUAAACAGACAUUGAAAAUUAGCUUUAGUCUUUUCAGACUGAUUAUUUACAGUGAAGCUGAACAAGUAUUGUUCCUAUAUGUAUACUGGGAAAAUAAUAAUAAAGAAUCAGAUUACACAACAUAGCAUACAUUGACAGCCACAGCCUUUGCCAAGGUUUACAAAUAGCGAAUUGUUUAAAAAUAAUGAGCCUUUGAUUUCAACAAGUGCUAAAUAACCAUUUUUAAAAGACAUGUAUUCGUAUGAUAAGUUAAGAUUUUUAAAAAGGCAUUUGUAGGGAAUUGUGUUCAACUAGUCUAAGACAUUUGCCAAAGAUGUUCCACAUUUCUUGUUUAGUAAUAAUUUCCACAUAACGUUUUAAAGGGUAGUGAUGGCAAUGUCAAGUGUGAUGGCGGAAUUGCAUGC